GUUUCCUUGAAGGGGCGGAGAGCGAACGCGAGGAUCCGAUGCCGGUGUUUUGGAGGACCAUGCGCGGGCUGCCGGGCCCCCUCCGCGCCCCUCUGUCGCUGCUCUUCCGAAGGGGGGCGGCCAAGAGCGGCGCCAGGCGCGUCUCCGCCGGCACUCCGACGCUCCACGCACACGGCGCCGGCCCUGCAGAUGUCAAUAGUUUUGUUUCCCGGACAAAAACGUGUGGGGAAUUGCGCUCUGCCCAUGUAGGUCAGGAGGUCACCCUGUGUGGAUGGAUUCAAUAUCAGAGACAGCAGCAGUUUGUGGUUUUGAGAGACUUCCAAGGGCUCACCCAGAUUAUCAUACCUCAGGAUGAGGCAGCUUCCCAUUUGAGGAAGAUCUUGCAUGACACUCCAGUUGAAUCUGUAUUGAGGGUGACUGGAACUGUGGUCCCCCGGCCUCCAGGACAGACAAACCCCAGAUUGCCUACAGGUGAUAUUGAAGUUAAGGUGAAAACAGUGGAGGUCCUGAACUCCUGUAAGAAACUUCCUUUUGAAAUGAAAGACUUUGUCAAGAAAACCGAGGCCUUGCGAAUGCAGUAUCGCUAUUUGGACCUGCGGAGCGCCCAAAUGCAGUACAACCUACGGAUGAGGUCCCAGGUGGUGAUGAGAAUGCGGGAAUACCUCUGCAAUCGUCAUGGCUUUGUGGAUGUGGAAACGCCAACGCUAUUCAAGAAGACUCCAGGGGGUGCAAAGGAAUUUGUGGUGCCUUCACGAGAGGCUGGGAAGUUUUACUCACUGCCCCAGAGUCCUCAGCAGUUUAAGCAGCUAUUGAUGGUAGGAGGCCUGGACAGGUACUUUCAAGUAGCCCGCUGCUAUCGAGAUGAAGGUUCCAAGCCAGACAGGCAACCUGAAUUCACUCAGAUUGAUAUUGAGAUGUCAUUUGCAGACCAAACUGGGAUUCAGGCUUUAAUUGAGGGCUUGCUGCAGUAUUCCUGGCCUGAGGAAAAGAGACCCAUCACAAUACCUUUCCCAUCCAUUACCUAUGAUGAGGCUCUGGCCACCUAUGGGAGUGAUAAGCCAGACACUCGCUUUGAAAUGAAGAUCAUUGAUGUCACUGAUGUGUUCAGGAACGCAAAAGUUGGAGUUCUGCAGAAAUUUCUCAAUGAGCCCCGGGGCACCAGCAGAGCCAUUUGCAUUCCGCAGGGAGCGAAACAUCUUCAGAAUAAAGAUUUGGAGUCAUUAAAUGAAUUGGCAAAAUCCCAGUUUAACCAGGGAAUAUUGCACUUAAUUUUGAGGUCCGAUGGCAGCAUCAAGUCCCCACUUGGUAAGUUCCUGAAUGAAGAACAAAAACGGGAGCUUGUCAGAGCAGUUCAGGCCAAUGUGGGUGACGUCGUGUUGCUGGCAGCUGGAGAGCAUGAGAAAGUGUGUUCUACGUUGGGAAAGUUGCGCUUGGAGGUUGCUGAUCUUCUGGAAGCAAGAGGCCUGUCCCUUCGCAACCCCUCUGCCUUUCAUUUCCUAUGGGUAGUGGAUUUCCCCCUUUUCCUCCGGAAAGAAGAAAACCCCAGGCAAUUGGAAUCGGCUCACCAUCCCUUCACUGCCCCCCACCCCUCUGACGAGCACCUCCUCUAUACAGAUCCUGCCAAGGUCCGUGGUCAGCACUAUGAUCUGGUGCUUAAUGGUAAUGAGAUUGGAGGUGGCUCCAUUCGAAUACACAGCGCAAAGCUGCAACGUUUCAUUCUGGAGACAGUGCUGAAGGAGGACACAGAGCUGCUUUCUCACCUGCUUGAAGCACUGGACAGUGGGGCACCUCCCCAUGGAGGAAUAGCAUUAGGACUUGACAGGCUGAUUUGCCUUCUAGUAGGAGCUGCAAGUAUUCGAGAUGUCAUUGCCUUCCCCAAAUCGUUCAAGGGAAGAGACCUGAUGUGCAAUUCUCCAGAUUACAUUGCCCCAGAAGAGCUUGAGCCAUACCAUGUCAAGAUUGCAGAGCCCAUGCCAGAAGUGAAAGUGAAAAGUAACUGACUGCUGUACAUGACAGAAGUGAAGAGAUUAAAACAUCCAGUAGUGAACCCAUUGGAUUUUUGGAACUGGUAGAGAAGUCUCCUGUACUUAUUUUUGAUGAGAAAAUGGAGCGCUUCACACUACAAGCAGGUUCCUUUGAGCAUGUCUGCUGGAGAAAUCAUUGUCCUGUGUUCUCUAGUGACUAGAUAAGGGUAUCAACACGGGGUGUUGUCCUGUCUCAAAGAGUGACUUGAGAUGUGAAGAAUUAAGGUUUGUAAGCAUAGGCUAUAAUUAUUGCAAGUUUUUGUACUAUUUUGUAAAACACAGUAAAAACUAGUUGUAUGCAUCAGAUUAUGGAGCUCUCAAGUGUGUUUAGGAAGCUAUUUUUCCUAAUUACGUUUAGAUCCCACCUUAAAGUGCCAUACAAGAGUCCUCCCAUUUUUAUCCUCAAAAUAUUGUGAGGCAGGCUCAGCUGCUUCAGUAGUACCGUAGCAAACAAAUUUGGGGGGGGGGGGUUAAAGUAGGGCCAUCAAAACAUCACAAAGCCAGAUUGUUCAGUGAUAUUCUUUGCAGGAUGCCAAUUAUCUGAGGAACUUCACAAAUCAAGAAAUCUACUGUAUAUGCAGUGGGGCAGGGAGUUGGAUUUUAGUGGACUCCCACUAUCUGCUGCAUAAACACAAAGGAAACUGUGGUGCUAGUCAGGGGCCCCAAACCAAGGCCCGGGGGCCGGAUGUGGCCCAAUCACCUCUUAAAUCCGGCCCUCGGAUGGUCAGCAUGUUUUUACAUGAGUAGAAUGUGUCCUUUUAUUUAAAAUGCAUCUCUGGGUUAUUUGUGGGGCAUAGAAAUUUGUUCAUUUAUUUCCCCCAAAAUAUAGUCUGAGGGACAGCGGACCGGGCCCCUGCUAAAAAAGUUUGCUGACCCCUGUGCUAGGUCAUAAACUUGUGGAUACUCAUUUCUCUAGCUUGGGCCACUUUGACCAUGUUAAAUCCCACAAUUAACAAACCAAAAAUCAGGUGAGUUGGAAAGGAGACAUCAACCUUUUCUUACAUUUCACUUUUUAAAAAAGCCAAAUGAGAAAUAGUAACUCUGUAAACAGGGCUUCCCUUCAUCUGUGCACCAGCAAAAACCUCAGUAGAGGUCCAGUACAGGAGGGGGAAAGGUGACAGAAUUAACUUU
Messenger RNA from Zootoca vivipara (common lizard), 3155 nucleotides. RefSeq names its product aspartyl-tRNA synthetase 2, mitochondrial (gene DARS2). NCBI's taxonomy places the organism in Eukaryota, Metazoa, Chordata, Lepidosauria, Squamata, Lacertidae. The record is from RefSeq and is a predicted model, not a curated record. Gene Ontology annotation, molecular function: nucleic acid binding; ATP binding; aspartate-tRNA ligase activity. Gene Ontology annotation, cellular component: mitochondrion; cytoplasm. Gene Ontology annotation, biological process: aspartyl-tRNA aminoacylation.